AUGACUUCCGGCCUCGAAAAGGUGCGUGAAGGUCCUGAAGCCGGGGUGGAUAUCAUGUUCCUUCAUGGGCUUCGAGGAAACAUUACAAAAACAUGGACCAAAGACGGGGUUCUCUGGCCGAAAGACCUACUUCCACGAGAUGUGGAAAGAAGCCGAAUCUUCCUCUUCGGUUAUGAUAGCGGAAUAACGCAUCGAGAUCAAUCUCUUGUUCAGAAAACGGAAAUUCACAGCGAUGCGGACGACCUCUGCGCGAGGUUGGUGGCGGAACGCUCGAGCACUAAAACGGAAGAAAUGCCAAUCAUAUUUGUUGCACAUAGCCUAGGUGGGCUUGUUGCCGCCCAAAUCCUGAUUCACGGCGAGAGGAGGGAGGAGUCGUCUAAUGCACGAGCAAUCACAAGAUAUCUCCGUGGGAUGAUAUUUUUGGGUACGCCUUUCAGGGGCUCUGGUUCUGCCAAGCCAGCUGAAACAAUUCGUCAAGUGAUGAGCUUCAUGGGCAUUCAUACCCAGCAGGAGACCCUCAAGCUACUAGGCCGGGAUUCCGAGCGCCUCGACGAGCUGACCAGAGCAUUUCCAGAUGUCUUAAAUAAGCGGAGGACAUCUCAAAAUCUCGAUGAUCAGAUACAAGCUUUCUUCUUUUAUGAAACAAAGAAGACCGCCGCUGGAAUAGUCAAUUUACAGCCCCUAAAGCGAGCAUCGGCCGCUGGCCCGCCAAUCUCUGUCGUUGCCUCUGAUGGGCUUUUAGUUGACGAGCAAGAUUCACGGUCCGCAGUUGCCGAGAAAAGAACCCCAGAAACACAACACAAACAUGACACAGAAAAUGGUCCGCUCGAAGAGCAUGUCGAUAAGAAAAAUCCGUCACAGAGCAACCACGCCGAACAGGAUCAAGACGAGGAUCGUUUUGGCCUGUUUCUCGAAUCUAGUUAUAGUACUUCCCACCACAUCUUUGGUGGAAAUCUUGAUGCUCGUCGCCAAAAAGCAGAUGUUCGGGUCUUGCAACACAUAGCCUAUAUUCAGCUCGUCGAAGACCGGAUCUCAGAUCUGGAGUCGAAAGUUCGAAAGAUUUGCAAGGAGCCCCCUCCUACAUUGACUGAUAAUGAAUCCGCUCUUCCAGAAACAAUUUCCGACAUUCGUCUGCUUGCAUGGGCGGAGUUUGCCCCGCAGGUGGAAAUCAGCAACAAAGAGUCGGAUCGAUGGAAGCAUCGCGCGGAGCUCAAUCUCGACCCUAGAAACAUAAUAGAAGUUCUGCAAGAAGAACCUCGUUAUGAUCUCAGGUUUAGAAGUAAAUUCAUUCCUGCUCCCACAGUCGAACCCUCGGUAGAACCCCUUUCAAAAAGCAACACAAGCGAGACUCUCAACACGUUUUCAGUCAUUUAUCCUAGCCUCAUCCGGAUCAGAUCUAAGACUCUCAUUCAGAUUCUCCAGGAUAUUACUGGAUGUAAGACAAAGAGAGGGCCUCACGAGCAUCGUCUCCUGCUUCUUCAACCGUUCAAACUGCUGGUUACUUAUGCACCCCAAUUGCGAGAGGAGCUUCGGAAGCUUGAUAAGGUGCACAAGAAAGAUGUGAAUCCAGACUCAAGAGGUUCUCGUAACAUCUCACAGACCUACAAAGAGCCUCCACCGAAGCGAGAGAUCGGCCCAGAGAAAUUGACACAAACUAGUGAAGCUCGAGAUAAUCUGAGAUUGCUGUGCGACCUGAUCGACCAUCACUUUAAAUCGCAGGUUGGACUGGCUCAAAGUCUGAACCCCGAGAUGGGAAAAGUUACUUUUAGAGAUCUCUGGCAUAUUUUUAAGCCAGGCUCUGAGGUCUGUACAGGGGGCUCUCGCAUUCAAUUGUAUCGUAUCAUUAAGGUCACAGGUGGUCGGGAUAUAUUAUCCUUUGAUAAGCCUCCAGAGAACCAAGCCUCAGUGAAGCUUAAAGAUGAUGGGUACUCCAUGGGCUCAUUUAUCCUUGAAUGUUUCUACAUCAGUUUCGAUGGCACUAGAUUUGGUCCGGUGAAUGUCACGUUCCAGAUUCGAAAAUUCGAGGGAGAAAAAGAUAUCACCUCCUUUCCGGUUUUCCCUUUGACCUGCCAUCCCAAGGAAUUCGAAGUUAGGGAGAAAUUAUUGAGGCGAGGCGGGACUUUCGCAAAUCUAUCCAACACCAAGUCAACGGCUCACAUGAAGUACAAGGGUCCCACUUUGGAUAAAAAACGGCAGGAAUAUGUCGAUUCAGAAGUGGUCAUUGACUUCGGGCUUGCCUUCAUGCAGGAGGGUAUUCAUAGGCCUGAAAUAUCUAUCGAGAAUCUUCUGGAUGAUGACAUGCACAAUCAUAUGAUAUUAAUUCCCCCGGAAGUGUAUGGAUUUGUCUUGAGAACGAGAAGAUGGGCAACCUUCGACAUUGACCUCCUCGAAAAACCCGACUACAGCAAUGGAUGGAACAAUUUGGUGAUACACAAGAGUACAAAAGAAAUGGUUCUCGCAUUAGUAGAGAAUCACGAAAGACCCCAUGGCUCUUCUACUGGUAUUGAUAGCGCAAUGCCAACCGUUGAUCCCGUUGAAGGGAAAGGAAAGGGGCUUAUCAUUCUCCUCCACGGUGAGCCUGGCGUGGGCAAAACCAGCACGGCAGAUGUAUUUCUGAGCAAGCGAACAAGUGAUGAUAUUCAGCGCAAUGCAAUUCUUUCAGUCUUUUUACGAACACUAGAGUAUUACAGUGGAAUUCUCUUCCUCACAACAAAUCGUGUCGGGAAAAUUGACAGGGCAUUCAAAUCACGCAUUCAUCUGAGCCUCUUCUAUCCAAAGUUGGACUUGGGAAGCUCUCUUCGGAUCUGGGAAAAUAAUUUGGAAGCUUCAAAGACCUACCUGGGCAGACAAAAGCUAAAGCUACGAUACGACAGGGACGAGAUCAUGUCAUUUGCCAAGGAACACUUUCUGGUCUUGGAUAGGUCGAAGAAACUGCAGACUUGGAAUGGCCGCCAAAUUCGAAACGCAUUCCAGACGGCAGUUGCUAUUGCCAAAUAUGAAACAAAGAAAAGCGAAAAGGAAAACCCAAACUUUCAAAGUGGUAUCAUCAUACUAUCGAGUAAGCAAUUUGAGACAGUCGCUAAAAUUGCGAAGAACUUCGACAACUACUUGAGUCGUCUACACAAUGGCAAAAGUGAAGCCGAUCUGGCUAAGAGUGGGCAGAUUCGAGUUGAUGAUUAUGUCGAUGAAUCUGCUACAAAAAAACACCAUCGAGACAAGGAAAGUUCAUCGCGAUAUCGAUCACUAUCCCCGGAACGAAGUCGCCCUAAUAAACGCCAACGGCCUGAUAAGUAUGAUUCUGAUGACGGGUCUUCACAAUCUUCAGAUUCUUCAGAAUCGGGUCAUCAGUCUCCGCGAAAGAGGAAAGAUAAGAAGGGGCAUACGCGGGCGAAGUGA
Messenger RNA from Penicillium malachiteum, 3396 nucleotides. RefSeq lists its product as uncharacterized. The coding region runs from base 1 to 3396 and encodes 1131 amino acids. The transcript is spliced from 13 exons. The record is from RefSeq and is a predicted model, not a curated record. NCBI's taxonomy places the organism in Eukaryota, Fungi, Ascomycota, Eurotiomycetes, Eurotiales, Aspergillaceae.